This is a messenger RNA of Pseudopodoces humilis (Tibetan ground-tit), 3651 nucleotides long. NCBI's taxonomy places the organism in Eukaryota, Metazoa, Chordata, Aves, Passeriformes, Paridae. The record is from RefSeq and is a predicted model, not a curated record.
AUGGGGCGGGAAUGGGGCAGGAACGGGGAGGGACGGAGGUGGGAACUGAGCCGGAGUGAAGGAGGGACCGUAGAGGGGGAGGUUGGGCCGAGCCGCCAUCGCAUCACUGCCCGCCGCGCCCCCUCAGAGCCCGCUGAGCGCGGCGGUCCCGGAGCCGCCCGUGGGUGCCCCCUCCUCGCUUGGGCCUCGCAGGUUGUGUACGAGGUAACUGGAGCAGCCCUCAGGCCGCCGGGGUUCCGCCGCCCUGCUCCCGCACUGAGCGGGCUGUGCCGGACGGGAGCGGCACCGAAAGGCCGGCCAGGAGGGUCACCGGGAGGGGUGGUGUGCCGCAGGUACCCCGCACCGGAGGAGCCUGUUCUUCAUGUGUCAGAACUCUUCAUUUUGAACUUUUAUUUUAAUAGUGCUUCUAAGAAGAUGUCCAGUCCAGAUCCCCUCACAAAUACAGAGAAGGAGACCAUUAUGGGCCCUCAUGGAAUUAAUCGAGCUGUUCACCGCAUCUCUUUCUCUGAUUGCCAGAAUGGAUUAGGAGUUAAAAUUAUUGGAGGCUAUCGGGCACAAACAGCAGAAGAUUAUGGGAUUUUCAUAAAGAGAAUUCUACCUGGAGGGGUUGCUGCUGUAGAUAGCCGUUUGCUCACUGGGGACCUAAUUUUAGAUGUCAAUGGAGAAAACUUGGUUGGAGUAACAAAUGAAAGGGCUGUUGACAUCCUGAGAACAGCCUCAGCCUCUAAUCACAUGUCUCUGCUCAUUGCUAGAGAUGAAGAAGCAAAGAAAGAAUUCCAUGACCUGAUGGAUAAGUAUGGCUCUCACAGUGACACCAGCUCUGCAAGAGCUUCUCCGACACAUCAGUUAGCUGCAAAAUCUAUAGACAGCCUUUCUUCUGGGUCAUCCUCAAGGUCACAGAGUCCUCAGCUGCAUCUGAAGGAUAACAUCACCACCAGCAGCAGCAGAAAUAAUUCUGUCCCACCACCAUCCCCAAAGCUUCCAAAUGACAGUGCAUUUCAGAUUAUCUCUGUUUGCAAAGAAGCAAGCCUAGGUUUGAAUAUUGUAGGAGGAAUUAACAGAAAUGAAGGGCCUUUGGUAUACAUUCAAGAAAUUAUCCCAGGUGGUGAUUGCCAUAAGGAUGGACGAUUGAAGCCUGGGGAUCAGCUUGUGUCCAUCAACAAAGAGUCCAUGAUUGGAGUCUCCUAUGAAGAGGCAAAAAGUAUAAUCAACAGAACAAAGAUGAGUUCUAGGUUUGAAAAUUUUUGGGAGAUAGCUUUUAUUAGGCAGAAAAACAUACCCAGUCAUCCAAAGAAUCUGCAGCAUCCUUUCAGCCUCUUAACAUCUUCUGUAGCACAUGGAGAGCAACAGGCUGCAGCACUUGGUCCUCUUCCCUCUCCUAAUGGGAGGCUGGUUUCAACAUUCCCUCCAGAUGCUAUGGAAACUGGAGUCAAGAUGGGAGGGCAAUCUCCAAUUACUGGUCUAGACAGCAAUCCUGCUGCUGCAUCUGCCACGGUUAUUGCCCCCAGCCAGAAUGAUGACUAUGAACCCCAAGGAAAGAACUUGAGUAUUCUUCUCAAAACAGAAAAGCUGGAGAGGGCACUGAAUUAUCUUGGGAUUCAGCUCACAAAUGAACAGCAGCAAGCCCUAAGGCAGCAACUUCAUAAAGAUUCGAAAGGAACAGUGUCUUUUGGAGAUUUCGUUGAAGUUUCAAGGAAACUGUUGUCUGUGCACUCAAAUGCAGCUGAUGAUGGUCACAAAUCUGAAACCUCUGGAGUCAGUGAAGUUGCCAGUUUACAGGACUCACAGUUCGUAACUUGUGAUUCCUUGGAGGAUGAUGUGGAAAAACUUAAGAAAGAAAGAAAUGAAGCUUUAAAAGAAAUCAGUAUAUUAAAGGAAGAAUUGUCUGAAUCUGUGAACUUACGGCAACAGUUAACAGAGCAGCUACAAGUAGUCAAGCAAGAAGCCAAGGCAGCUGUGGAGGAGACAAGAGCCCUGAGAAGCAGAAUUCACCUUGCAGAGGCUGCACAAAGGCAGGCUCGGGGAAUGGAGAUGGACUAUGAAGAGGUGAUUCACCUGUUAGAGGCUGAAAUUGGAGAGUUGAAGGCUCAGCUCGCUGAGCAUUCUGGCCAAAAUAAAGAGAACAUUCAAGACUUGAGAAAGAGAGUUACAGUGCUUGACUGCCAGCUGCGGAAAUCAGAGUCAGCCAGGAAGACCUUUGAGGUGGCCACUGAAAAAUUGCUACAAUUUGUAGAGGUUGUGCAUGAAAUACUUUCAGAUAACUCUACUUCCUCAACAGUUUUAAGUGACAGAAGAACAUUGUCCACUAAAGCACUUCUGGCUCGGCUGGGAAGGGUCGGACCUACUGUCACAGCAGCUCUUGCAGCAGAAGCCAGGGACCUUGCCAAGUCUGUCCGUGCCAUUUUGGAAGUAGAUUGUCUGCCUUAUGGAUGGGAAGAAGCUUAUACAGCUGAUGGAAUCAAAUAUUUUAUCAACCACGUGACACAGACAACGUCCUGGAUCCAUCCCGUCACGAGCGCACUGAGCCUGCUUUGCUCCGAGGAGGAGGAGGAUGGAAUCAGAGACCUUCCUGGGCCCAAGAGCUGAGGACAGCUCUGCACAGAGUAUAGUUUGUCCGAUUUUAGUCCCUUAAUGAGAAGAUGCACAGGUUUUAAUCUACCUGUUUUUCUAGUGUCAUGUAGUAGUACCUGGUGACAUUUCUCCCCAUCAAGCUGGAGGAAGUUCUGCUGUUUUUGAGGUGGGUUUGUUGAUGUGUGCUACAAAGGAUGCAGGUGCCACAGGAGCCCUUUAUCUGCCCCAUUUUGGUGUGCCAGGGAUCAGUCUCACCCUAGGGCCCAGUCCAGUCUUUUCAUGAGUUCCCCAUAGACCCAUAAUUUUCCUGACCCAAAGUUGAAUUUUCCCAGUCAGCUGAAAUUUUCACAGCUUUGAGCAACAUGAGAUUUAAGAUGGAACCACUGGUGGUAAAUUCCAGCUGAUGAUUGACUGAGAGAUGCAAAAUGAGGUGGGGUUUUUGAACCAGUGCUAGUGAGAAUAAUGUAGAUGACUUAACUGAAAAUUCUUAUUUCUAUGGGAGAAAUCUGCAAAUAAGUUUUGCUACUAGAAAUUUAGUGGUUUAUAACAACUAUUGGAGCCCUGAUGACUUUUUUAAACAAAUACUUACUAAGAUUGGUUGUUGAGCUUUAGAAAAAUGUGUCUUUGAUAAGUUGUCAAGUAAAACGUUUUCAUUUUCAUAAAAAGUUUUCAAGUUUUCAUAGAGGACAUCAUGCUCUGACAACAAUAUGAGGCAAUAUGAAAAUUAUUCUACUUUUCUACUCUGCUAAACCAAUAGACACACAUCAAAUACUUCAGUGGAAGCUGUGAAGUUUCAAGUACAAUGAAACCUGUGAAACCACCUCCAGGAUCAGCAGAAAUCAGUCACCACCUCAGAACUGGUCUUUUAAGUAGAACAAAAUAAUUUUGUACACAUUGGUGAUGUUUUAAAGAGGAUAAAGGAAAUGAUGGAGAGUGCUAGUGCAAGUUAAUGAACAGGUUUCUGUGAACCUCAAUAGCACAGGAUAUUUUAAAUCUCGUUAUUCACAGCACAAUGUCUGAUGUCAGCUUUGUCAAAUGUCUCAUUCUGUGCUACAUUUUUCUGGAGGCUCUUUCUGUGUG